Messenger RNA from Penicillium paradoxum, 1836 nucleotides. Its product is annotated as glycosyltransferase domain-containing protein. The transcript has 2 exons. Bases 1 to 1836 code for a protein of 611 amino acids. Lineage: Eukaryota; Fungi; Ascomycota; Eurotiomycetes; Eurotiales; Aspergillaceae. The record is from RefSeq and is a predicted model, not a curated record.
AUGAUGGCGUCGGAUGACGCGCCACUGCACUUUCAAGAUGCCAAGUCGCCGACGGUGCUAUGGAAUGUCUUCCACCGUCGUUCACGAACACAUCGCACCAAAGCAAUUGGCUUGUCACUAAUUGCAUUGUUCUUCUUUCUUUACAUACUACAAUCGUCCUCAAAGCGGGUCGAACAUGAUUUUUGGAGACAGUUUCCUUCCCGACAUCCCUUCCCCGAGCGCCCGGAAGAUGCCCAGGUCGUCCUCCCUCCCCGCGCCGACAUCACUCUCAACAGCACUCUCCCCCACAACCUAGACAAGCCCAACCCACGCCUACAUGUUCUCCUUCCAGCCUUCCAAGGCUCGCGUGGAGUCUGCCGAACGCUCACGUCGGCCAUGAUCCUUGGAUACCCGCCGCCAACGGUCAUUGGUUACGCACACGACUCCCCCGGAGCGACCGAGACGGAGCGCAUGGUGGAGCGCAUCACACGCGCGCGGAAUUAUCUCCGAGACAGCAAAAUUGUCCAUGACCGCGACUUGGUGCUGAUGGUGGAUGGACAGGAUACGUUCUUCCAGUUGCCGCCAAACGUCCUAGUGGAGCGGUUCCAGGGUAUUAUACGUGCGAACAACCAGAAGCUACGGAACAGGUUCGGACUCGCACAGGUGGAGGGUCGAAGCCCCGGUUCUGCGCCUGAGCUAGUACAGAAAUAUACUCAGCGCGUUCUUUUUGGUGCGAGCAAAAAAUGCUUCCCCGAGUUGCUGGACGACCCCGGUUGCGUAUCUGUGCCUGAAUCAUCCCUGCCCCCGGAUGUAUAUGGCUGGAAGACUGAUGUCUAUCCGGAUGGGUCUUUGAACCGACCUCGGUGGUUGAACCCCGGGGCGGUGAUUGGUCAGGCUGCCGAUGUGCGUUUGAUCUACGAUGAAGUCUUGCGGCUAGUCGAGUUGGGCUCGAAUAAGACCGGAGACUACAAGGCUCUGACGCAGAUGUAUGGGCGCCAAGAGGUGAUCAGAGAAUUAGAGCGGCGGCGGACAGCCAACAGUUUCAAAGAAUAUGUCGACUGGAUGUUAGGCAUCUCAGAUGCAGGGAACAUCACCGGAAUUAGUCUCCGGCUAGAGACAGGCCACCGCUACGAGUUCGGCAUUGGGGUCGAUUUCGAGUCCCAGCUUUUCUUUAAUCAGAUCUUGUCCCGCAAAGAUGUUGAAUGGGUCAAGUAUAGCAAUAUCACCAAGAUGUCGGCGUUGCAAAUGGAACACGGAGUUCCGCGUGAACAUCGCCUGCUCCUGCCGCCGGAUAUCGCAGCUCUCCCCAACCCAUUCGUCCAGUCCCGCUUCGCGAAAGAAUCAACCCAACGACCAGUUUGGAACGCUACACUAGACAAACUCCCCAGUACAGGCGGGCACUCCUGGAGCAAUAUCUCACUAUUGACGAACGUCCAUUCCGCCUCCGUGCCAGUACUAGCACAUCUCAACGGCGAUAUUAAACUCCGCAACACCUGGUGGGAGAAGAUGUGGUUUUUCCCCUGGGGACGCGCACUAUUACGCAAAUACGUCCGCGACUCGCACGGUUUCGACGCCGCCCAGUCAUCCCUGCUGGGUGGGCAGGACUGGUUCGAGGUGCGAGGAGGCCGAGGGGGGAUCUGGACAGAUGACGAGAACUGGGUCACUUUCGCUGAAGUGUGCAAUGGCGAAGAACGAGACCUCUUUGACGAUGGUUUCGGACCCUGGGAUAAGGAGAAUUAUAAUCCAGAUCAUCCGGUCUAUAAUCAGUAUGGAAGUCUCAUUGCGGGCAAGGAAGAAAAGAAAAGUGAGAAAAGCGAGAAAAGCGAGAAAAAUGAGAAACAUGAGAAACAUGAGUAG